Abrus precatorius (Indian licorice) is the source of this 2085-nucleotide messenger RNA. RefSeq names its product serine/threonine-protein kinase AtPK2/AtPK19-like. The transcript has 6 exons. Gene Ontology annotation, molecular function: protein serine/threonine kinase activity; ATP binding. Lineage: Eukaryota; Viridiplantae; Streptophyta; Magnoliopsida; Fabales; Fabaceae. The record is from RefSeq and is a predicted model, not a curated record. Gene Ontology annotation, biological process: protein phosphorylation. Bases 262 to 1557 code for a protein of 431 amino acids.
GGGAACGGCCCUGGUAAACUUCAAUUAUGGAAGGGUAGGUGAUUCUGACGAACAUGAAAAGCGCGUCAGAAUCUCCUUUCAACUCCUUGUUUUAUUACUUCCAUAGUUCCAUCGGCAUGCCAAUUCCCGUCAAAUCCAAUCAAUCAUUCAGCAAUUCAAUUCAUUGAGCGAAAUGUAAUCCAUCUCCGUUUUCUUCUUCUUCUUUCCCUCCCAUAAUCCACUAAAUGUAACAGAAAAUAAAAUAAAAUAAAACAAAAACACAUGGCGUCGGCAUUGGAGAAGAAGAAAAGCCUUCACUCCCUAAUGGCCGCGCACCUCAGCAAGCUCACUAUCCCACCUUCUUCUUCUGACCCGAACCCAUCCCCAUCCAUGACCAGCCCCCGCGUCAUCCACAGUAGGUCCCACUCCUUCGUGGGUCCCUCCCCUCGCUUCGCCCCCUCCCCCAAUCCCCUCUUCUUCCUCCACGAAGAUGAAGAUGACGACUCCGAACCCGACGAUAACCAACCAGUGACCGUCCCCGUCACUACCCACCCUUCCCAGGCCCCUAAAAUGGCACCUUCUGACUUCCAUAUUCUUAGAGUUGUAGGGCAGGGUGCCUUUGGUAAGGUCUUUCUUGUUAGGAAAAAGGGUAUUGAUUGCUCUGACGGUGAUGGGGUCUUCGCCAUGAAAGUUAUGAGGAAAGACACCAUCAUUAAGAAAAAUCACGUUGAUUACAUGAAAGCCGAGAGAGAUAUUCUCACUAAAGUCAUUCACCCUUUUAUCGUUCAGCUCCGCUACUCUUUCCAGACAAAAUCUAAAUUAUAUUUGAUCUUGGACUUCAUUAAUGGAGGCCAUCUUUUCUUUCAUCUCUAUCGCCAGGGUAUUUUCAGUGAGGAUCAGGCAAGGAUUUACACUGCUGAGAUAGUGUCUGCUGUUGCACAUCUUCACAAGAACGGCAUCGUCCAUCGGGAUCUUAAACCUGAAAACAUUCUUAUGGAUGCCCAUGGCCAUGUGAUGCUAACUGAUUUUGGACUGUCUAAAGAAAUCGACCAAUUCGGCAGAUCCAACUCUAUGUGUGGGACCACUGAGUAUAUGGCUCCUGAAAUCUUACUGGGUAAAGGCCAUAACAAGGAUGCAGAUUGGUGGAGUGUUGGUAUUCUCUUGUAUGAAAUGCUAACAGGGAAGGCACCAUUUACGCACAAUAACAGAAAGAAACUUCAGGAGAAAAUUAUUAAAGAAAAACUUAAACUGCCUCCUUUCCUUACCAGUGAAGCUCACUCUUUGCUAAAAGGAUUGCUGCAAAAGGAUCCAUCGACAAGGUUGGGCAGUGGGCCAAAUGGAGAUGACCAGAUCAAAAGUCAUAAAUGGUUUAGGUCAAUCAAUUGGAACAAACUGGAGGCAAGAGAACUGGAACCAAAGUUUAAACCAGAUGUUUCUGGGAAAGAUUGCACAGCUAAUUUUGACCAAUGUUGGACAGCAAUGCCUCCUGAUGACUCACCAGCACCCACACCCACUGCAGGUGACCAUUUCCAAGGCUUCAGUUAUGUGGCACCAAACCCUUGGCUUUCAUCUACCUAGACUGAAUUAGGAAGAAAAUGUGUAUAUUCAAAUUAUUACCUCAACAAGACAAGUAACCCAAAUCUUCUUCUUUCUUAGCAUGCACGUAACCCAAGCCUUCUCUCACAAAGGUGCCACCACCCACGAUUCUCUUUCAAUCAAAGGCAACUCUUGAACGAACGUUGUAACUGCUCAUUGCAGAGAUAAUAUAUAGUACAGAAUGUUUAGUGGCUCUGAUAUGACAGCUUAGUUCAUUUGUCUUAAACAAAGAUAAAAGAUAUGCUUUGCUUUGUCAUCCAUUCAUGUAAACAUUAACAUAUUUGACUAGCCAGUGCCCAAAAUAUGAGGGGGGAAGUGGAUGGCAUAUUUGACUUAUUCUUCAUCAGAAGAGUUGUAUGUAUCAAAUUAUGGUGUCGUAUUUAUGCAGCAACGCCACUGAAACGUUUAUGCAUAUUCAUUGUUGCUCCUUAUGUAUAUGUAGCUAUGAGCUAUUCAAGACUAGCUAUCAAAUGUUUUGGUUAUGAAAUCUAUGCAAGAAGUUAUUAGUAU